GUUGAAUUUCUCUCCUUAGUUUCUACCACUUGGCACAGUAACGAUGACGACGUGUACCGGGCCCCUCCGAUCGACCGCUCCAUCCUGCCCACCGCCCCGCGGGCUGCUCGGGAACCCAACAUAGACAGAAGCCGCCUCCCGAAAUCCCCCCCUUACACCGCCUUUCUGGGAAACCUGCCCUAUGACGUGACGGAAGAAUCCAUCAAGGACUUCUUCAGAGGACUCAAUAUAAGCGCCGUACGCUUGCCGCGGGAGCCUACCAACCCGGAGAGGUUAAAAGGUUUUGGUUAUGCUGAGUUUGAAGACAUAGACUCCUUGUUCCAGGCCCUGAGCCUCAAUGAAGAGUCCCUAGGGAACAGAAGAAUACGAGUGGAUGUUGCUGACCAAGCUCAGGAUAAAGGUGAGCGUCCCGCUGCUUCGCCCUUCUCCCCUUCGCGCCCGCUGGCCCCCCCUGCUGCCAGGUCGGUGACCAGCCCGGCGAAGGAAGGGACGAAUCGCGGUCAUUGCCACCCGGAUCGCCGGGUCUGAGCCCCGCUCUGGGCC
This is a messenger RNA of Egretta garzetta (little egret), 543 nucleotides long. It is a transcript of the gene EIF4B, whose product is annotated as eukaryotic translation initiation factor 4B. The annotation marks the transcript as partial. Gene Ontology annotation, molecular function: RNA binding. The transcript is spliced from 3 exons. Lineage: Eukaryota; Metazoa; Chordata; Aves; Pelecaniformes; Ardeidae. The record is from RefSeq and is a predicted model, not a curated record.